Sciurus carolinensis (gray squirrel) is the source of this 1230-nucleotide messenger RNA. It is a transcript of the gene Evx1, whose product is annotated as even-skipped homeobox 1. NCBI's taxonomy places the organism in Eukaryota, Metazoa, Chordata, Mammalia, Rodentia, Sciuridae. The record is from RefSeq and is a predicted model, not a curated record. Gene Ontology annotation, molecular function: DNA-binding transcription factor activity, RNA polymerase II-specific; RNA polymerase II cis-regulatory region sequence-specific DNA binding. Gene Ontology annotation, cellular component: nucleus. The transcript is spliced from 3 exons. Gene Ontology annotation, biological process: regulation of transcription by RNA polymerase II. Bases 1 to 1230 code for a protein of 409 amino acids.
AUGGAGAACCGAAAGGACAUGGUUAUGUUUCUGGAUGGGGGUCAGCUUGGCACUCUGGUUGGCAAGAGGGUCUCAAAUUUGUCCGAAGCCGUGGGCAGCCCGCUACCCGAUCCAUCGGAGAAGAUGGUGCCCCAUGGUUGCCUCAGCCCGCGAGCCGGUCCUCCGGUCGCCCGGGAGCGCGGCGGGGCAGGUCCUGAGGAGGAGCCGGUCGAUGGACUAGCAGGCAGCGCGGCGGGGCUGGGCGCCGAGCCACGGGCAGCCGGGGCGGCCAUGCUUGGUCCAGGACCCCCGGCCCCCUCCGCCGACAGCCUUUCUGGGCAGGGGCAACCAAGUAGCUCAGACACCGAGUCGGAUUUCUAUGAAGAAAUCGAGGUGAGCUGCACCCCGGACUGCGCCACCGGGAACGCCGAGUACCAGCACAGCAAAGGGCCCAGCUCUGAGGCACUGGUCGGCAGUCCAAACAGCGGCAGCGAGGCCCCCAAGAGCAACGGUACCGGCGGCGGGGGUGGGGGCGGCUCGCAAAGCACCUUGGCCUGCAGCGCCAGUGACCAGAUGCGCCGUUAUCGCACCGCCUUCACCCGGGAGCAGAUUGCGCGGCUGGAGAAAGAAUUCUACCGGGAGAACUACGUAUCGAGACCGAGGAGAUGCGAGCUGGCAGCCGCCCUAAACCUGCCAGAAACCACUAUCAAGGUGUGGUUCCAGAAUCGGCGAAUGAAGGACAAGCGGCAGCGGCUGGCCAUGACGUGGCCGCACCCAGCUGACCCCGCCUUCUACACGUACAUGAUGAGCCACGCCGCGGCCGCGGGCGGUCUGCCCUACCCCUUCCCAUCGCACCUGCCCCUGCCCUACUACUCGCCGGUGGGCCUCGGUGCCGCAUCCGCUGCCUCGGCCGCCGCCUCGCCCUUCAGCGGCCCCCUGCGCCCGCUUGACACGUUCCGCGUGCUCUCCCAGCCCUACCCGCGGCCUGAACUGCUGUGCGCUUUCCGCCACCCGCCUCUGUACCCCGGCCCAGCCCACGGACUGGGCGCCACGGCUGGCGGCCCCUGCUCCUGCCUUGCCUGCCACAGCGGCCCGGCCAAUGGGCUCGCGCCCAGGGCCGCCGCCGCCUCGGACUUCACUUGUGCCUCCACCUCCCGCUCGGACUCCUUCCUCACCUUUGCUCCCUCGGUGCUCAGCAAGGCUUCCUCUGUCGCUUUGGACCAGAGGGAGGAGGUGCCCCUGACCAGAUAA